ACGGUCCACAGAAAUAAUCUUUCUGGUUCCCUAUUUUCCUCACUGUUUUCGUUUUUCCUAGUUAUUUUCUUCCCCAACUUUCAAAUCUUUCUGUGUUCUCUGCUCUGCUAUGCUCUGUAAUGUUAUUGGCCAAUAAUACAUGUAUUUAUUAAUAUAUUUAUGACUCGGAAACCCUGUAUACUCCUCCUCCUAGCAACAAUAGUCAAAAAAUUCCUUAAAAUAAAAGAAAACUAGAAGAAAACAGAUCAUCACAUUAGUGAUUGUAUUAUAUAUACGCGCAGUUUGAUUUUUAUCGGCUUGUUAGUCGGUGUUUAAUCCGAUUGUUUCGCAACUACUCUCUUUAUUACGUUUAUUCAAAUUUCUCAAAUUCUUUCCCCCUUUGAUCACUUUCUUUCUCUCUAUCUGUCUCUCUUUCUUUCCCGUCCAUCUUUUUCUUUUAUUUUCUUGCCACCCAAUCACUCAUUUUCCCGGAAAAUCUCACUUUCUUAAAAUCCUAGAUUCCCAGGAAAACCCAUAUUUUAUUUUCUUGAAAUUCUUCUUCUUAUUGGUUGUUAUGAGUUGACUCGGCCGUGCAUGACUCGGCGAUUUUUAAUCGGAUUGCCGUCUUCAAACGGUAAGAUGCAGUCUUUAUUAUGGAAGAAGGAAAGGCCCAUCAAGACGACAGAAAAACUGGCCAAAACGACAACAAAGGGAGGGAGGGGAGAGAAGCAUAAGAAAACGAAGCGGGUAGGUGAGGUUGCCGGUGGGACAGCGGCAGAGUGUGCGGCGGUGUGUUGCUGCUGUCCCUGUGCGUUGAUGAACCUGUUGGUCUUGGCAAUUUUUAAGAUGCCGGCUUGCCUUUGUAAGAAAGCCAAGAAACGGCGCAGUUUAAGGAAGAAGAGAAAGCAAGCUUUGUUGGCUCCAAGUGGUAGCAAUGACUUGUGUAUAGAGAAAUUAGAAAGAGAAGUUAGAGCCGCUGUGGAGAAACAAAAGGGUAAUGGUGGCGAUGACGGUGAUGAUGAUCAUGAUGGAGAAAAUGAGGCCGUUGAUUUGGAAAAAGAGAUGUGGGACCGGUUUUAUGCAACUGGGUUUUGGAGAAGCCCUUCUCAGCGAAGCACAAAGUGAUGAUGGUAGUUUUGAUUAUAAUGCAUAAUGGAUGUAUGCCAUUUGAUUGUCCUUGUUGCUGUAAGAAGGGAGACAUGGGCUUGAAAGUACAGUUGCAGUGUGGGUGGGGACCAUCCUUAUUGGAUUGAUUUUGAUCAUAUCAUCUGAUAUGGAGGGUUCAAAAGAAGAUGAGUCUGACUAUAAAUAGAUCCAUGCAAAGACAAAUUUCAUGCAGAAAUGAGGAAUGGGACAAGCCUUUUCCCUAGUGAUUUCUGCUUUGGGUAAUGGAGUUUUAAAGGGAAUAUGAGCCAGUGGGUGAGAUUUCAAAUUCUAUUUGUAUUGAAUUUGGUUAUGUUGAUGCUUUCUUUUUUUUCAAGGGUCGGAUUAUUAGGGUUGAGGGUGAUUGUGCAUGUAUAGGAGGAGAAAUUUAUUUUAUUUGUUUCCAACAAUUGAUAGAGCUAAUUGCUUAAACCAAUGACUGUAUA
Ricinus communis (castor bean) is the source of this 1568-nucleotide messenger RNA. RefSeq lists its product as uncharacterized. The record is from RefSeq and is a predicted model, not a curated record. NCBI's taxonomy places the organism in Eukaryota, Viridiplantae, Streptophyta, Magnoliopsida, Malpighiales, Euphorbiaceae. The coding region runs from base 574 to 1104 and encodes 176 amino acids. The transcript has a single exon.